Molecule: messenger RNA, 996 nt
Organism: Prunus persica (peach)
Lineage: Eukaryota; Viridiplantae; Streptophyta; Magnoliopsida; Rosales; Rosaceae
Product: xyloglucan endotransglucosylase/hydrolase protein 2
Exons: 4
Coding region: 92-937 (281 amino acids)
Biological process (GO): xyloglucan metabolic process; cell wall biogenesis
Cellular component (GO): cell wall; apoplast
Molecular function (GO): hydrolase activity, hydrolyzing O-glycosyl compounds; xyloglucan:xyloglucosyl transferase activity
Source: RefSeq, a predicted model, not a curated record
ACAUAUAAAAGAAAUAUUUUUCUAUUUAUAACUUGCACCACCACAACCAUGGCAGUAGCCUGCUAGGUUUAAUUCUAGGGUUUGUUCUAAAAUGGGGGUUUCAGUGCUGGUUUUAGCUGUGUUUCUCCAACUUGUUGGUGGAAUGUUUGCCCGUGAUGUUCACUUCGACGAAAAUUAUGGAGUCGUUUGGGGGAAACCUGAUCAUGUGGAAACUUGGUAUCGAGGGAGAGAACUCGUGCUUUUCUUGGAUCAAGCUUCGGGGGCUUCGUUUGUAUCCAAGCAAUGGUUUGGUUCUGGGUUCUUUCAUAUGAAGAUCAAAUUACCACGAGGGAAUUCUGCUGGUGUCGUCACAACUUUUUAUCUAACUUCAGGUGACGGUGACCGAGUAAAUGACAAAGCUCAUGAUGAGCUGGACUUUGAGUUCUUGGGUAACAUAAAAGGAGAGCCAAUCCUACUGCAGACAAAUGUUUUUGCAAAUGGCACGGCCGGUAGAGAACAAAGAAUUACUCUUUGGUUUGACCCCACAACGGAGUAUCAUGACUACAAAAUUCUUUGGAACCAGAAUCAAAUUGUAUUUUAUGUCGACGACAUCCCAAUUAGGGUAUUUAAGAACCUCACAGAAUCUGGGGUUCCCUUCCCGUCACAACCAUUGCAAAUUCAAGCAAGCCUUUGGCAUGCAAAAUGGGCAAGUCAGAAUGAGACGGAUUGGAGUUAUGCACCAUUUAAAGCUCACUACCAAGGAUUUGACAUAAGUGGCUGCCCCUGCGCAACAAAACAAUGCAUGAACGAAUGUUAUGGGCAGAAUUAUUGGUGGAACGACAUAAGGGAAUUAAACUCAGACCAACGACGGGCAUAUGAGGAUGUGAGAAGGAGACAUAUGCACUAUGACUAUUGUGCCAGUCAUACACCUGCCCCAGAGUGCAGUUUUAAUAGCUAGGGUUAAUUUAGUAUCAAGAUUCAAGAGAGGCUUAGAAAAAUUUAAACCCUACCCCCCCC